AUGGUGUUAACUAAGUCCUAUCUUCGUUAUGUCGAUGCUGGCAACUUUGGAGUGGUUGGCAGUGCAAGAGCAAACGUAUGUUUAGUUAAAAAUGGUGAAAAGCAUCGACGAGAAACGUGCUAUGCAGUGGUCCCAGCGCUUGAGAAUGUUUAUAUUUGGGAUAUGAGAAUAGGAGAGAGGGUACGUGUGUUUGGAGAGUACAAGAUUUUAUGAGCAGUGUAUGAUUUCUGGAAUGCUUUGUGCUAUUAAAAUUUUAAUAAACUGUGCUGUAGUCUGUAGAAAAUUUCACUUGUGUAUAGUUCACUAUAAAAUUAUUAACAUAUAUGGAUUUAUGGACUUGGUAGAGUACUUUGUGUCAUAAAAGCCCAAGUCUUGAACUGAAUAGGAAACACUUGUCCUGGCUCUUCCCAGGAAAGGGGGCUAUGCAUAAUUUGUUUUCCUUGUAUUAAACCCUAAUUGACCUCCUGCCCCCCUCCCUCCAGGUAGGUUGGGGGAAGUGGGCACCCAAAGGAGUUAUGCCACCAUAUGAGCUCAGUUGGCAUAACUCGUUAAGAUGCAAUACGUCCUGAUGCACCACUUGAAAGAGGAAAUUGAUUGGUUAAUAAUUAACAGGAACCAUGUCUUAGUACCCAGUGAUUUAUUAACCAUUGUUGUAUACAGCUAUUUCAAUUAAGGUUGUCCCCCGAGCAAAGCAGAAAAGUCAAAUACGAGCGCGAAAGGCUGCUGGGAAUCACUAAUAACUUCAUUUAUUUAUUAGCGAAUUAAUUUUAAUUGAAAUAGCUGUAUAUUAACGUGUCAGAGAGUUUAGUAUAUCUUAAUUUAGAUAUGUAAUUUAUAUUGUGACAAAGUUUAUAAAAUUAAAAAAAAAAUUUUAAGGUGCAAGUUUUAAAAGGAAACAAGAGUGAGGUGACUUGUCUUUGUCAAAGUCCAGACUCUGAGCAUCUUGCAGUGGGGUAAGUUUCACGAAACAUUUGAAAUGGUUAAUAUCAUAAAACCAUUUCUAGGUAAUAAUAAAUAUACAAAAUUUUUAAAAACAUUCAAAACUGCACACUUGAGAUCUUCAUUGCACGAUUGUAGUUCAAUGAAACAAUUUAAUACCAAUUUAUUUGGAAGGUUUGGGUUGCUGGCUGGCAUUUGAGUUUUGGUCAGGAUGAGCAAUCCAGGAGGUUGAAUCAACUUGAAUGCAUGCUAGAUUUAACCCAUUGAGUGCUGACUCCCUCUGACAAGUAAAAUCAUCUGGUAUUAGACAGAGUGAAAUAAUAAAAUAAGGUGCAUUAGGGUGCAAUGCAACUUCAUGAUUAAUGACAACAACUAACAUUAUAUGCACUUAUAAAUAUGUUCACAUGAAUUGCUUUCUAGAUAUGCUGAUGGCGUUAUUCGGAUAUGGGGUCUUAAAGAUGGUUCAUCACAAGUGACAUUUAGGUAGGCACAGGUUAAUGCUUAGGAUGGUAUAUCGUGUGGAAGAUUUGAUUUGUUGAACAUCCCUUGGUACAGGGCAGGAAAAAAGAAUUUUCUUCCUGGGAGCACAACCUGGAGACAAAAAUUUCCUGCAAGCUAACAGAGUAUUUUUGUGCUAAAUCUACAUGUGCAUAAACAUAUAGUGUUCUAGCUGAUCAUGGUUUUAAAUCCAAGGAAUAAUGUCUGUCAACCAUAUGUUGUUGCAAUAGUGGGACAUGGGUGUUAAGGUUACAGAAUACCUUUAAGUGUUGAUUUUGCCUAAAAUUUUUUUAUUGGUUUCAAUGAAAGCAUUAGGCUAGUUCUACUAUCUGACCAAGUUUGAACGAAAAAUGUUGAAAACUCGCAGAGUUGUUUAAUAAAAUACAUUUCGCUGCAAUAAGAAAAACAUUGAAAAUGUAAUAUUCAAAUUCAAUUUUCUCACGAAAAAUUUUACGGUAAUUACUGAUUUUCAAACGAGUUAUGCUCCUGCGGGUUUUAACCAAUUUUUCUCAAAUUUUCACAGGACAUAGCUAGAUACAUCAGUUUCAAAAUUGUGUUCGGCUUUUUUUUAAUUUUGGAUAUUUUAAAAAUAAAGAGCAAUUCACUCAAACAAUUCAGAAAUAUAUUGCAGUCGUCAAAGAAAUUGCCAUAUCAGCGGAAUGACGAAAUAAACAAAAAUUUCCGAACACAAUUUUUUAGAACAACUAUUUUACUGUAUAAAAUGAUAUUUUCAUAAAUAUAACUUAAAACCAGCAGGAGCACAACUCAAAAGCGUAAAGGUACCGCGAUUUAAGAUUUUCCUGAAUAAUUCUUGUAACAUUAUUUUAUUGCUUGUUAAUUUCACAACUUUACCAUAUUUUGCAUGCACUGGAGAACAUUUGGUGAAAAUUUGAUGAAAAUCGGACUGAUAUUGAGCGCGCAGUAGUGAUUUUCUGCAAAACACCAAAAAGGGUGUCCUGUAACCUUAAGGUUUCCUUCAAAUUUUCAAUAGCAACUCUUCAUUCAAAGGAAUUUCCUGCAGUUGUUUAACAUUUCCUGCGAGCAGUGUUCCCGUGCUCGCCUAUUUUUUCCACCCCUCCCUUGGUACAUAAUUUAGUACCUUUGUUCUCUGCAUUUUAUGCAAGCCACACACUUGUCAGAUUUGUAGUCUGAUACUUAAGAAUCUGCAAAAUUAUUUUAGUGGUCACAAGUCAGCAGUUACCUCACUUCAGUAUGAUGCAACUGGAGUCAGAUUGGUCUCUGGUUCAAAGGUAUGUGGUCAAUUUCACAUGAGACAUUGAAAAUGGCAAAAUUGCAAAAUGCGACAUUAUGUGGUGCUAACCACAUGUUUCCAUAGUUAACACAUUGGAUUAUCAUAAAUCAAAACGAUUUUUGAAUUUUGCCGCAUGCCCACUCUGAGGCAAGCCAUUGAACCUGCACUUGUUUGUUGCUAUUGUUCUGUGGAUAAAGUGUGUUCAUUUAAAAUAAUUAUAUCUCAGUCACUUUAACUUUGAAAUAAGUUAUAUUUCUUAACAAACACAGUCUAAGGUUCAAAUAUCAUGAUGACAAUGUUAGAUCAGAUAAUAUCCAGUGUUGCUGUGAUUUAUGGUGCAUCAAAGUUUGGGUAAGAGAAAUGUAAUGUCCGCAACAAAAAAACAAUUCAAUUUAUUUUUCAGCCAAACGUCUAGCUCUUUUGACAUUAUAUUUGUGCUGCUUUUUUAAAAUGGUAUUAACAUUAUUUUAGACUGAAAAAAGACAAUAAAAAGUAUUAACAUGUCUUGAAUAAUGUGUUGCGGACAUUACGUUGCGGACAUUACAUUUUUGAAAUUGGAGAAUUAGAUGCUUAUAUAAUCGUCUUGCUUGAAUUCAAUUCAAGCAAGACGUUAUUCUAUAGUUAUUUUAAGCUUGAUGACUUAAAAAUAGAACAUUAAAAGGACUAUGGGACCCUACUUUUAGCUAUAAUCACUCCGUUGUGUAUACACAAUCAGUCAAUCACAGUGACACAAUUCAUCAUGGAAAGUUUCCAAGUUACAUAUAAUGCCACUACCAUAUUCUGCCAUUGUACCAUCAGUUUGGUAAGGCAUAUGUUGUUAAGGUGGCUCGAUAUAGUAAUCACAAAUACCCUGCUCAAGAAUCGCGUGACCAUUUUUACGCGCAGGCCGCGGAAACUGAUUAACAAAAUCAAAGAACUUCCAAAAUAACCUGACGUGAGCAGUCAGCUCGCGCCAUAUCGCGCCAUUGCGCGUGUUCUAUAGCGUUUUAUGUCAAUUGCUGACGUCAUUAGAAUUUUCCAUUUUAGAAAAACAAUGCGUUAUAUCUCUUUAUUUUGUCUGGUGACCUAUGUUCAAAUUUUGCAUGCUGUAUUGCACCGCUAAAAACUUUCAUUAUACCAAAAAUAAAAAAAUUCUGUAAUGCCAAAAAAAUUUUACCGAAGAAUAUGACAUUUUCGCAUUUUCCAAAAAAAUGGCAUUACAGAAUUUUUUUAUAUUUUGCUAAUUGUUAGCUUUUCGUCGAAGUAAAAUAAUGCACGAAAAAAAAUUGGGGGUCACCAUGCUUUCUUUCCAACUAUACGAGAAGAUAGGCCAUUUUGGAGUAAAUUUCGUACACGUAUGUCGUCAUAGCAACGAACUAUCUGUUACUAAAAUUAAUAUAACUUGAAAGUAGAGUUAUCACAGUAUAUAAAAAACCCAAUAUCUGUUGAAUAAAUCCUAAAAAUGCGUAGUUUGAACAUGUCAAAGUGUUAAACGCCUGAAUUUUUGAAAACUGUAUCGAGCCACCUUAAGUGCAAAAUCAUGUUUUAGUUCAUGUUUGUUUCGAUCAUCUUCCACUAAAGUCAGGGGUGUUAAUUAUCCCCACCAAAUGUAGUAAAUGCAAAACUGUCAAAUAGAAUGGUCUACAAACAUGACACUUUAUUUGCUGCACAACCCGAGUCAUUGCCUGAGUCUAUGCGCAACAAAUAUUGCACUUUUGAAAGAUAUUAUUGUCAACAGAAGAUUAUAUACUGUAAUAUAUGUGACCAUGAUUUCAUCCCAGGAUUUAUGUUGGUAUACACAUGGGCGUAUGGGAAGGAAAAAAUUAGGGGGAAGGAAAGAAAUUUGCCCUACUUUUUCGGAUUGUGCCCGCGUUGUGAAAUUUUUUUUUUCCGGAGAUAGCAUAUUUCCCACAAAACCGACAGAAUUCCCCACAAAAUUGACAGAAUUUGUCCCAUUUAUUUUUAUAAUAAGCGAAUAUUGCCCGACUGGCUUUGAUAGCCCAACAAACUGGGGGGGGGCUGCCGCCCUCUAGCCCCCCCCCGCCUGGUACGCCCGGGCGUAAUUAAGCUAGAAUGCCUGUUAUGUAGACUAGAAACAUUGAAGUGCAUAAUCAGUCACCCAGUUUUGAUUUCCUAUUAUUUUUAAUAUGAAAUCAAAAAUGUAAUGUCCGCAACAGUUUCAGUGUAAUGUCCGCAACACAAACUUUGCACUAUAGAAGCUGCGCAAGGGCAUUGUAGAACAUCUCGUUUUCAUAUUUUUUAACCCCAAGUAUCACUGAGAGCAGGCAGUGUUUUAGUUCCUGUGAUACCUUUCAAAAUUCACAGGAAAUUACAUUUUAAGAACAUCACUUUAAUGUGUGGUUGAUUUUGCUGUAAUGUCCGCAACAGUACUUUGACUUUUUAUUACAAGAAGUGAUUACGAGGGAAUUUUGUUUUAUUUUAUGAAAUAUUAGAGGUCCCCUUAAGGUUUUCUAUGACAAAGUUCCCAGAUCUGAAACUGUUGCAAACAGGAAACAGAGCAUGUUUUGUAUUAAUUGUUUUCCUGUGAAUGUAAUGUCCGCAACGUGAAAUUGCCCAUGUGCAUCCCCCCCAAUUAUUUUGCACCCCCUCAGAAAGUUUCCCCACCCCAAUUUUAUUUUUGCUUGAAGGACACUGAUGUUAUCGUUUGGGAUGUGAUAAAUGAAUCAGGAAUGUUCAGGUAAAGAGUAAAAUUAAAAUUACGAUUGGGAUCAGGUUUGAGUAAGAAUUUGGUUUAGGAUUUAGAUCUAAUUAGCUGAUCAUGGAAUUACUGAUAUGGGUUCAGAAUUUUAGGUUUAUGAUUAGGAUAUUAUAGAUCAGAUUUAAUAUCAGUUUUAGUAUAAUGGUCGGGAAAAUCGGGAAAACUUUGCUCGCCCGGUGUGGAUAUACACUCAGAGUAACAUCACAAACAUCAUAUUCACCUGAGUACACAAUACCAACACAGAAAAGAAAAAUGAUCCAUGCGUAGUUUGGAUCAAUCUCUCAAUAUCAUGUCAAUAUCUUAGGUUGAAAGGACACAAGGGAGUGGUGACAUGUUGUCAAUUUUUGGAAACUGUCAAUGUUUUAGUAACAAGGUAAUCUAUUUUUUCUGUACAACUUUGUAAACUGGCAAGGGCAGAUUUUUGAUAGAGAAUAAACAAAGAAAAUUUAUAGCAUGAUCAUGUUAAUAUCUUUGUUUUUAGCUCCAAAGACACGUUCAUCAAAUUUUGGGAUCUUGAUUCUCAACAUUGUUUUCUGACGCUAGUUGGUCAUAGAAGUGAGGUAAUACCUAAUAUCAUUUUGUCUUGCUUUAAUAAUAAUUAUUGAUAAUUAAUAAGAAUUAGUAAUUAGUAAUUAAUUAAUAAUUUAAUUAAUUAAUUAAUUAAUUAAUGAUAAGUUAAAAGUAUUAUUAAUUAUGAUUAACUAAUAAUUAAUUAAUUAAUUAGUAGUUAAUCUUAAUUAAUAAUAAGUAAUCAUAUAAUUAUAAUAAAUACUAAUAACAAAUAGUAAUAAUAAAUAAUAAUAAUAAACAAUGAUAAUAAUUGUGUUAUCUGAUUAAAAUAAAAAAUGAACAAUUAUUGAUAGAGAAAAUGCACUUCAUUUUAGGUUUGGGGUUUUACGAUAAUAAAGAGCGAGACAAGACUUAUAACUGGUUGUGGUGAUAGUGAACUGAGGAUAUGGGAAAUCAAAUAUAAAGAUAAAAGCAAGUCAGACAGUGAGGAGAAGAAACGAAAAUUAACAACACAAUCUGAGCAUUCUGAAGAAGCAGAGGUGAAUGAUUCAAAAGGCAAAUGUGAUCAUGUGACAGUUCGUUAAGCUUCAUCAGGGCAGGAAAAAAGAAUUUUCUUCCUGUGAGCACAACCUGGAAACAAAAAUUUCCUGCAGACCAAUCGAGUAUUUUUGUGCUAAAUCUGCAUGUGCAUAAACAUAUAAUGUUCUAGCUGAUCGUGGUUUUACAUUCAAGGAAUAAUGUCUGUCAACCAUAUGUUGUUGCGCCCAUAGUGGGACAUGGGUGUUAAGGUUUCCUUCAAAUUUUCAAUAGCAAAUCUUCAUUCAAACGAAUUUCCUGCAGCUGUUUAACAUUUCCUGUGAGCUCGCCUAUUUUUUCCAUCCCUGAGCAUCAUUCUAUUUUUCAAUCAUUUAAAGGAAUGCCUUUCAUGUAAUCUCCUUGGAUCUAUAAUGAGAACUUCAACAGAUCGUGUUGUUUCACUACACUCAGAUCCAACAGGACAGUACAUUGGCUGCCAUGUGAGUUGUUAACAUAAAACUUUGAAGAAUUUUAGUUCAUAUUAUAGACUUAAAACGUUGCAGAAUUUUCAUAUUAUAUCCAAUUGCAGGGUGCUAAUUUAAUAUUAGAGUUAUUCCGUGUUGCUUCGGAAGAUGAAAUUAAAAAACGAGUGUCAAAGAGACGGAAAAAGUUGUUAAAAAAACAAAGGUCAGUACUGCAUUCUCAUGCAAUGGCAAAAGCAGCAUAUGCCUCGGGUCCCCACGUUUAAUGGCCGUGCAUUUCAUGGACCCCAGAAAGCGUGUUGGCCUCAAAAAAGCAAUGAUUAAAUGCAUAUGUUUACAUGAGUUAUCAAGAACAUUCAUUAAACUGCCAUUAAUAAAUUAUCUUUCCAACAAAAUUUAGAUUGCAGACAGAAGAAGGAGCUGAACCAUUGGUAAGUUUACUUCAAUGAAAUAUCUAUAUUUAUAGAGUAUGCCACACAGGCUCCCAAUCUACACUAUCUAUGUCCUUGGUAGGUUUCAUGUGAUGUUUCAGCCAUGGUAGAAGACGAGUUCGUAAAAUUACCUGAUCUUAAAGGAACGUUUAAAAUAAGGUAAUCCAUUUAGUAGUGCAUGAAGCACUGUAUUCCUCGUGAUUGUUGAUACGUCGGGGUUUGUCGGGCUGAUUUCAGGUUUUGCCAACUGUUGUAGAGGAAAUUGUGUGGUCAGAUGGUAUUGCCUACAGUAUCUUCAGAAAAGUAGUCAAGACGUGAAACUUAAAUUUUUCCAAAACUACUAUUUAUUUUCUGCAGGUCGUUCGAUUUUUUUCUCCAUGAAAACGAUGAAUUGAAGGUAUUGGAUAAACAAACAAUAUUAGAUGGGUUUUUUUAGACAUAACCAGGUGCAGUUACGAAAAAUGCAACUGUAGGUUCUCUCAGGCAGGAAUCAUUUGUUUCAACGCUCUGACCAAUAUAUAACGGAGUGAUGUCAGUGCAAGGUAUAUGGGGAGAUGUCGAGAUUUUUUGGGCAUCGUGUUCGAUGGAAUGCACGUUGUACGCAGAAGUUCUAGAAAGUUGUAACAUGUUGGAAAAUGUAUUGAAGCAAGUCAUGGUUAUUUUUAGAUAUUGUUGUUACUGCAGAACAACAGCAUAGAAUUACAUCAUGUGACAGAAUUGGGGAGCCAGGAAGAAAGCAAUGUAGUGUCUAUUAAAACACCAGGGCACAGAAGUGAUGUGAGGUACGUCUCAUCUGUACUGGUUUCCUAGUCAUGGUAGAGUUUAUUAUGGUGUAGUUCUAUGGUAUGGCAUGGUGUUGUAUAUGGUGUUGUAUGGUAUGUUGUUGUAUGGUAUGGUAUGAUAUGGUAUGGUGUUGUAUGGCAUGGUGUUGUAUGGCAUGGUGUUGUAUAUGGUGUUGUAUGGUAUGGUAUGGUAUGGUAUGGUAUGGUGUUGUAUGGCAUGGUGUUGUAUGGCAUGGUGUUGUAUAUGGUGUUGUAUGGUAUGGCAUUGUAUGGCAUGGCAUGGUAUGGUAUGGUAUGGUGUUGUAUGGCAUGGUGUUGUAUGGUAUGGUGUUGUAUGGUAUGGUAUGGUGAGGAAUGGUAUGAUUAUCGUAUGAUAUGGUGCAGUAUGGUGUUGUCUGGUAUGGUUAUGGUAUGGUAUGGUUAUGGUAUAGUUAUGGUAUGGUAUGGUAUGGUAUGGUGUUGUAUGGUAUGGUAUGGGCCCUAUGGGGUGUGGACAUGUGGUAUGGAGUGUGGACUAUGUUAUGGUAUGGAUAGCAUCGUAUGAUAUAAUAUGGUAUGGUAUAGUGGUACCACUAUAUGGAAAGAUUUUGCAAUGAUUUUUCCUAAGCAAAUACAUUUAUUGCGUAUUCAUAUUUUAGAACGUUGUCUUUCAAUUCCGAUGCCUCGUGUAUCUUGUCAGGUGCAACUGAAAGUGUCAAAGUAUGGAAUAGGUAACUGCUUGAUUCCUCUCAAUAUAAAAACACGAGAACGUUCAGUGAAAGUUAAAAUAUGAGUGCACCACUACAUUUUCUUUUCGACUAGAUCAACUCAAAAGUGCAUACGAACCAUGUCAUCUGGUUAUUGUCUUUCGUCAUUUUUUGUUCCCGGAGAUAGACAUGUUGUAGUCGGAACAAAGGUGAAUGAAUAAACGGUUUCCCUUAAAUACACGUAUUCGCGAUUCUCGCAAUUAUAUACAUAGUGAUUGCAGUGCACCAAUGCUGAAACUUUGGAAGAGUUAGAGUUUUAACCAUCCUCGUCCCCAGGGCCACGCUCGUUGCUCUCGCUCAGUGGAGCAACGAGCGUGGCCCUGGGGACGAGAAUGAGUUUUAACCAGUUUUCAGGUUUGCGAUUUCUAGUACGAUUUUUCUCUUCUGAUCGAUGUGAACGAGUAAAAAAGUUAUGAAUGCUAAUGAAUGCUGUGAGUAUAUGUACCCUCAUCUAAACAUUCCUAACUCAUCCACUCGUUCACAUACAUCAGGAGAAGAAAAUCGCAUCUAAAAUCGCAAGUGUAAACGGGCCUUUAAUCCGCAGUUGUCUUUUAGCCAGCUUGCAUCUUGCAUCGUAAUGUUUGUCCAACCAAACAUGAAUGUUCUUUGACACUAUAGUUUGUCUGCCGUCCGCCAAUUUACUUUGUUUUUCUAGGCAGGAAAGCUACAAAUAUUCGACAUAUCGUCUGGUGCUCUCCUGGAAAGUUUAGACGCUCAUGAAGGAGCAGUUUGGUCUCUGGCUUUAGCCCCAGAUAAGGUUGGUCAAAUUUACAGUAAUGCACCAUUAGGGCUGUUGGUUACACCAGGCCUCGAAUUUCCCUGAAAUCAAUCGACGGCAAUGGCGUUAAAAAUUGCCGUAGAACGUAACAGCUGUCUACGGCAAUCCUCACAGUUUCCACGGCAUUUUUCAAAUUACUGUUAAUAAAACUUUAAUUUUAUUGUUACUUUGGAUUUAUGACAAGCUAGAAACAUGUCUACGUAUUUCUUGAGUUGUUCUUUUUUAAAAGAAAACUGAGACUAAAAUAGUGAUUUACGCAUGAUUUGAUCAACAUCUGAAUUCAAGUAUCAAAAUAGUAAUGCACAGUGAAUAGUAUAAAAAUUGCACAUAUACGUCGUUGCCGCAAUGAUCCACGGCAUUUUGCUCUCCCUCUACGGCAAUUGCCGCGAUUGCCGCGAUAAAAUUCGAGCCCUGAGUUACACAUAGCCUACUUUGCAGGCGAUGGUAUGGCAAGAUAACUGUCGUGUUAAAAAAUUAAUUCUAGCAACCCAGACAGGAGGAGUAGGACGGCAGAUGAUGUAGUGGUUUGCCAUGCAGUGUCUUCUAUCUCUGUUACCAUCGGCAUCAGUGUCUUCCAUCUCUGUUACCAUCAGUGUUUUCCAUCUCUGUUACCAUCAGUGUCUUCCAUCUCUGUUACCAUCAGUGUCUUCCAUCUCUGUUACCAUCAGUGUCUUCCAUCUCUGUUACCAUCAGUGUCUUCCAUCUCUGUUACCAUCAGUGUCUUCCAUCUCUGUUACCAUCAGUGUCUUCCAUCUCUGUUACCAUCAGUGUCUUCCAUCUCUGUUACCAUCAGUGUCUUCCAUCUCUGUUACCAUCAGUGUCUUCCAUCUCUGUUACCAUCAGUGUCUUCCAUCUCUGUUACCAUCCGUGUCUUCCAUCUCUGUUACCAUCAGUGUCUUCCAUCUCUGUUACCAUCCGUGUCUUCCAUCUCUGUUACCAUCAGUGUCUUCCAUCUCUGUUACCAUCAGUGUCUUCCAUCUCUGUUACCAUCAGUGUUUUCCAUCUCUGUUACCAUCAGUGUCUUCCAUCUCUGUUACCAUCAGUGUCUUCCAUCUCUGUUACCAUCAGUGUUUUCCAUCUCUGUUACCAUCAGUGUCUUCCAUCUCUGUUACCAUCAGUGUUUUCCAUCUCUGUUACCAUCAGUGUCUUCCAUCUCUGUUACCAUCAGUGUCUUCCAUCUCUGUUACCAUCAGUGUCUUCCAUCUCUGUUACCAUCAGUGUCUUCCAUCUCUGUUACCAUCAGUGUCUUCCAUCUCUGUUACCAUCAGUGUCUUCCAUCUCUGUUACCAUCAGUGUCUUCCAUCUCUGUUACCAUCAGUGUCUUCCAUCUCUGUUACCAUCAGUGUCUUCCAUCUCUGUUACCAUCGGCAUCAGUGUCUUCCAUCUCUAUUACCAUCGGCAUCAGUGUCUUCCAUCUCUGUUACCAUCAGUGUCUUCCAUCUCUGUUACCAUCAGUGUCUUCCAUCUCUGUUACUAUCAGUGUCUUCCAUCUCUGUUACCAUCAGUGUCUUCCAUCUCUGUUACCAUCAGUGUCUUCCAUCUCUGUUACCAUCGGCAUCAGUGUCUUCCAUCUCUGUUACCAUCAGUGUCUUCCAUCUCUGUUACCAUCAGUGUCUUCUAUCUCUGUUACCAUCGGCAUCAGUGUCUUCCAUCUCUGUUACCAUCAGUGUCUUCCAUCUCUGUUACCAUCAGUGUCUUCCAUCUCUGUUACCAUCAGUGUCUUCCAUCUCUGUUACCAUCGGCAUCAGUGUCUUCCAUCUCUGUUCUUCCAUCUCUGUUACCAUCGGCAUCAAUGUCUUCUAUCUCUGUUACCAUCGGCAUCAGUGUCUUCCAUCUCUGUUACCAUCGGCAUCAGUGUCUUCCAUCUCUAUUACCAUCGGCAUCAGUGUCUUCUAUCUCUGUUACCAUCGGCAUCAGUGUCUUCUAUCUCUAUUACCAUCGGCAUCAGUGUCUUCUAUCUCUGUUACCAUCGGCAUCAGUGUCUUCUAUCUCUGUUACCAUCGGCAUCAGUGUCUUCUAUCUCUGUUACCAUCGGCAUCAGUGUCUUCUAUCUCUGUUACCAUCGGCAUCAGUGUCUUCUAUCUCUGUUACCAUCGGCAUCAGUGUCUUCUAUCUCUGUUACCAUCGGCAUCAGUGUCUUCUAUCUCUGUUACCAUCGGCAUCAGUGUCUUCUAUCUCUGUUACCAUCGGCAUCAGUGUCUUCUAUCUCUAUUACCAUCGGCAUCAGUGUCUUCUAUCUCUGUUACCAUCGGCAUCAGUGUCUUCUAUCUUUGUUACCAUCGGCAUCAGUGUCUUCUAUCUCUGUUACCAUCGGCAUCAGUGUCUUCUAUCUCUGUUACCAUCGGCAUCAGUGUCUUCCAUCUCUAUUACCAUCGGCAUCAGUGUCUUCCAUCUCUAUUACCAUCGGCAUCAGUGUCUUCUAUCUCUGUUACCAUCGGCAUCAGUGUCUUCCAUCUCUAUUACCAUCGGCAUCAGUGUCUUCCAUCUCUGUUACCAUCGGCAUCAGUGUCUUCCAUCUCUGUUACCAUCAGUGUCUUCCAUCUGGGCUACAGACGUGUAAUAUGACAAUAAUUUCCCUUCAAUAUCACAUGUGAGAAGAGUGCUUCCAGUUUGUCUUUACGAAUACUACAGGUUAUCUCUCGACUUUCCUCCUGUGAUGACACUGGAGUGAUAAGGGAUGGUUCUUACUGAAUCUCUUAGGAAAACAAUGUCGUUUAGUUUGGAUGAAGGAAACGGAAAAGACAUAACAUUCAUGGAUUGAUUUUUAGACUCUGUUUGCCUCGGGAAGUGGUGAUAAAGAUGUGAAAUUUUGGGAAUUUGAUCUGAUUACAGAUGAAACUUAUUCCAAGACAAGGUGUUUAGAGAUUCUGUACUACAACAAUCAAUAAAUUUGAAAAAAAUACUUGUCUACAAGAGCUGCAUUUAAAUUUUGUUUGUUAAUGGUUUUUUUAAAAUUUUGUUCAGUAAAAGGCUGAGUAUUUGUCACGUGAGAACAUUGAAGAUGACAGAUGAUGUUUUGUGUGUAAAGUUUAGGUAUGUGAUUUUCACAGUUAUACUGAGGCUCUGUCUGAUAGACGCAGAAACAUGCAAUGUAUAUUAUGUAUCUUUCUUUAUACAGUCCAAAUCAGAAAUUCAUUGCUGUUGCACUUCUUGAUUUUACCAUCAAAGUUUUUUUCUCCGAUACUCUAAAGGUAGCGACAUUACUAUAAUUUGAAAUAUUGAAACGAUUUUUUUGUUUAAUACCACAUUUGUACACCGGUUUGAAAUAUUUCGUUUUAAUGAAAAUCAUUUUCCUUGUUUUAGUUUUUCCUUUCUUUGUAUGGCCACAAGUUACCCGUUGUAUCUAUGGAUAUUUCAUCAGUGAGAAAUUUGUAGUUAUUUAGUUAACCCCACAUUUCUCUUAUUUGAUAUUUUGUCUACUUUACACUUAUCUUUUUCCACCUUUUACUUGCCCGUUUACACCUUUUUUCUUCAUAGGACAGUACAUUUUUAGUUUCUGGAGGGGCGGAUAAAAACAUCAAAAUUUGGGGACUGGAUUUUGGAGAUUGUAGAAAGUCCAUAUUUGCUCAUGAUGACAGGUAAAGAUUGUCGCUGCAAUUGUUAAGAAGAAUUACAAUUAUUGUCGUAUACUAAAUAGAUAUAUUAUCUUUCAGUGUCAUGGCUGUUCAGUUUGUCCCAAAGACUCAUUAUUUCUUUUCUGCAAGUAAAGAUAAAACUAUAAAAUAUUGGGAUGCAGACAAGUUCCUGCAUGUGAUGACGUUGGAAGGACAUCAUUCUGAAAUCUGGUGCCUUGCUCUUAGUCAUGAUGGUGAAUUCAUUGUAAGUCUUGAAAGUCUUCUGUACAGGGUGUAUAAAAAAAACCUGAACCCUUUCAAAUUCAAAUUAGCUAUAACGUAUUGUAGUAAUUUGAUAGCUCUAAUUGCUUUGAAUUAAUGGUUGGGUAAGAACACAAGGUCUUGUACUCAUGGGACAAAACUCUUAAAAACUUUUAAAUUUUCUAAUUUUUAUUUCUUUGAGUUUCGUCCCAUGAGUACAAGACCUUGUGUUCUUACCCAACCAUUGAUUCAAAGCAAUUAGAGCUGUCAAAUUACUACAAUACGUUAUAGCUAAUUUGAAUUUGAAAGGGUUCAGUUUUUUUUUAUACACACUGUAUAGUUUACUUUAAUCUCUAUCAAAGAGCAGACUAGUCCCUAAUCCUCUGUGCAAGCGGUUUAUUUUCUCAUGACGUCACUGAGUUUAGCAGCCGCUUGCAUAUUAAUGAGAACGUAUACUCAUUGCCAGUUGACCAAUAUUACAGAUCAGUGGCUCACAUGAUAAAUCUUUGAGGCUCUGGGAAAGAACUGAUGAACCAUUAUUUGUCGAAGAGGAAAGAGAAAUGGUAAGAUAAUACACUUAUAUUUUCCCCACUAAAGCUAACUUUAUUUGUAUAAGUUUCUUUAUCAGUUCACUCAAAACUGUUCUCCCUAGAGAUCCAGUAAGGGUCAUCACUUUCUAAUCCACUGUUCUUCCUAAAGGUCUAGUAAUGUAAUUCUUUAUUGGUCCAGUGUUAACUAGUACAGGAGAAAACCAUCUGAGAUGUCAUUUCAAAUCCUCCGAUGAAACUGUGCGGACUUGAAAUCUAGUCCAGUCCUCAUAGUCGGAUUUGAAAUAUUACUUAACAAACACUAGCUCUAUCCGGAUAGCUCUAUCGGUUCUAAUCUAAACUGCUAUCACUUUUUCGAGAAAUCCUGCGGUGUUUAGUAAAAUGAAACUGGAAGUACACUUCUCAAUUGUUUUUUCAUGUUUUAGGAACGUGAGGCAGUGUAUGAAGAAAGUGCUGUAACAGGGGCCGAAACCAUAGUAAGAUAAUUUGUUUUGCUUUGAAAAGUAAUUACUCUGUGUUCAGAGGUGUUCUGAUGUCAGGCGAGUUUUAUAGAGUAUUUACAGCUUACAACUUUUUUGUUCUUUGCAAAGAUUCCAGGUGAGCAAGACUCGGAAGCUGUUAAACCUGGGAAGAAGACAAUUGAGACUAUAAAAGGGGUGAGUUUAAUAAGUUCUUUGUAUGUUUGCAUGGCGAUAAAACAUAUAAUAGUUUUGGUUGUGGAAACACCACGUAAAUUUAUUACUGCAAAGCUUUCGAUCCGUAAGCCCGGAUCUUCAUCAGUGAUGAUCUUCAUCAUCCCGGAUCUUACAUAUUAUUAGCACUGAUGAAGAGCCGGGCUUACGGAUCGAAAGCUUUGCAGUAAUAAAUUUACGUGGUGUUUCCACAAACAAAACUAUUAGGGGUGAGUUUGUUUGAACGUUGGGCAAUAGCCUGCAUGAAAAUAUAAUUAAAGCUGACAAUGCCAACCGAGUGAAAAUCGUAGUAAGUCCAAAACUUAGCGAGGGGUCUGCACGGGCACGCAUACCAGCAAAAAGUCGACAAGUAAAAUUUUAAAUAUUUUUACAAGGCUGAAAGAAUCAUGGAAGCUAUCGAACUUUACAAAGAAGAAAGAGUGAAAGAACUAGAACACGAAGCUAAUCAAGCAGCAACAGAUAAAAAGGUUUGUUUAGUAUAAAAAUUGGAAUCAUCAAUCAAGAGCAAGCGCCUUUCAUGUCUGACAUCGUGGAAUAGGCAAAUCCAGCUAUAGACUAAAUUUUUAUCUAGACAAGAAGAACAAUCCACAGCUAGAAAGAGCAUCUUAAAAUGAGUAAAAUUGCAAAGUUUGGUUGCGAAAUGUUGUAAAAUGAGGAAAAUAUAGCCCUGCGAAGUUCGCAAAUUUUGUAUAUAGAUUUGCAUUACGCACGGAAAAAUAACCAUUUUUGAGCCGAAAGUGGUUAUUUUUACCGCUUAAUACAAAUCUAUACAAAAUUUGCGAACUUCACAGUGCUAUAUUUUCCUCAUUUUACAACAUUUCGCAACCAAACUUUGCAAUUUUACUCAUUUUAAGAUGCUCUUUCCAGCUGUGGAUUGUUCUUCUUGUCUAGAUCAAAAUUUUGUCUAUAGCUGGAAUUGCCUACAGAUUCUCGCAAAAACUCGUGAUUAUAUUUCGUUAUUUUCGCUCUUUAUUACAGCUUCCAAAACGCAGUGUUCAUCCUAUCUUGGCUGCAUUUGGAAACGUAACUGUAUGUGUGUUUUUAUAGUUUGUUGUAUUGGUUCUGCUUGUUCUGUAUUGCAUGUUAAAUUCACCGAUUAUGGUUUAUAUCCAGAAACAGAGCUUUCAAAAUAACUCGGCGGCCGCCGGAGCUCCGGCGGGUGGCACGAGAUUCACCGCCGGUUACUUUGUUUAGUAUACUUGAAAUAUCAAUUCUACUCUCCUUUCUCCACUCUGAGCUUUCAAACAAAGUUAUUUUUCAUCAACCUGGUCUACUUUAUAGCCUGGUUAUUUUCGAAAAUGACGUACUAUUUCGUAAAACCGAUUUAGUUAUUCGCCAUCUUAAAUCUUGAAGUUAUUUUGUUGAAGAAUGAAAGUAGUGAUACAUUAUAAUUUGGUUACAGAGCUCAUGCAGUUGUGUUGCUGUCUAAUCAAUGAUGUUGCUAUAUCUAAUCAAUAUACAAUAGAUGAUUAAUAAAGAUGACUUUAAGACACCCUAGACCACUCCCUCCCAACAGCCGCCUACUUUAUCAAAACAGACACCUACUCAGAAUAAUUCUGAAAGCCCUAUCUACAAAUGAAAAUUAUUUUGUCCAAUUAAGGAAAUUUGAAAGUAAAAACGCCGAGUACUUGUAAAUACAGCUUACGUGCGAAAAUUGGCAAACGUAAGCUCUAUAACAAUAGACAAUUCCCAUUAUAGACUAAUUUUUUUAUCUUGGGCCUUGGCAAAAAAAAAAGUAUAUUCCCGGAAAGAGCAUACUAAAAUGAGUAAAAUUGCAAAGUUUGGUUGCGAAAUGUUGUAAAAUGCGGAAAAUAUAGCCUUGCAAAGUUUGCAAAUUUUGUAUUCUUUUGUAUUGCAUAUGCGGAAAUUGCUACCAUUUUUGCCCCAAAUAUGGUAGCAAUUUCCGCACGCAAUUCUUCAAAAGUAUACAAAAUUUGCAAACUUUGCAAGGCUAUAUUUUCCACAUUUUACAAACCAAAAUUUGUAAUUUUACUCAUUUUAGUAUGCUCUUUCUAGCUGUGGUGAUUUAUUUGCAUCUUCUUGCCUAGUUUUAAAAUGAGUCUAUAACGGGAAUUGUUUAUUACGUUUUUGUUUUACUUUCAGCCCGUGCACUACGUUCUCCUUGUUGUCAAAAAAAUCAAGUCCAGGUACUUUAUCAUUUUGUUAUAUCAGUCAAUAUAUGUUAUCCCGGGGGGGGGGAGGGUCAUCAUCUACCUGUACUAUCCAGCCUCGUGGUUGGUUGAUUAUAACAAUGAAAGACAAUAAAACCAUAGAAAUCGUCUUUCUAAAGAACGAGUCACAAACAAUGAUAAUUUUUGUUCCUGAAAACCGAUCACAAAACAUGAGCAUUUUAGGUAGGUAAGACCGGGGGGGGGGGAGGAGAGGCAGAACUUGCGCUCCCUUCCCUCUUCUCAGUCACCUCCCCGUUAUGAGAGGUUUAACAGUCUAGCUCAAGUUUUAAAAAUCUAUUUCAGUGAGCUGGACGAAUCUCUUCUUGUACUGCCAUUUGAUUAUGUCAUCGAUAUUUUAAAACUACUUCUCGAAUGGAUCAAGGUGAGACACUCGUGUAAUUGUUUUUUUCUAACGCUUGUCAAUUUGUCUGUUAUUUUUCAUUUUUCCUGUUUUUAUACAUGUUGUUUAGAACGCUUGGGAAACAGAGUUGUCUUGCCGUUGUCUGUUUUUUCUGCUACGGUACGUAAAGCCCUUGUGAAGCCCGUUUUCCACUGGGCGAAUUUGCUGACGUGAUAAGCGAUACCGCCAAAGGAAAAAGUCUCUUUGUGCCAACAAAUUCGCCUUGUGGAAAACAGGCUUAACAUGCAUGUAUUGCUCGAUUCACAUAUAUUAAAUGUAGCUUUAACGGUUUAACCUAAAUCUCUGUGAACAACUUGUAUGAUUUCAGAAUUCAUCAUAAUAAAAUAAUCUCAACUCCAGAACUUCUUCCAAUUAUUGACUCCAUCAGAUCACACACACGAAGCAGAGUCCGUGAAAUGAAGGUAGGACGUUUUUUGUGUUCUUCAUAGGAUCUUCGUAUCUGUUCUUCACGCACGUUAAGCCUAAAUCGCCUUGUGUGGUUCGCUUCUCGACCUUCUCAUGUACUCAGUUGCUCAGGCACAGUUCCCCCUCAUACAAUGUUCUAAAUAGGAUACUAAAGUUGACAGUCGGCUCACAAUUUUUUCUCAAUAUUGUACAUGGGGGAAGGUAAAUUACAGAAAGGAAGGGAAUGCAAAAAAGUGUCGUCAUUUUUGUACAUGAUUGUAAGUUUGUAAAUGUAUCUCUGAAUUGUCCGUUCUUUCCUCGCCAGGACGUAGUUGGCUUCAAUCUUGCUGGUCUGCAGUUCUUGCAACGGCAACUGGAAGACCGUGACGUCACAUUCUUUGGUGAGACGCGAGAAAAACUGACGCAAGUGCGAAAGAAGAAAAAAACAGCAGUCAGAAAAUUUCAAUGA
Messenger RNA from Paramuricea clavata, 18132 nucleotides. NCBI's taxonomy places the organism in Eukaryota, Metazoa, Cnidaria, Anthozoa, Malacalcyonacea, Plexauridae. The record is from the annotation of a GenBank genome assembly.